Molecule: messenger RNA, 3916 nt
Organism: Cottoperca gobio
Lineage: Eukaryota; Metazoa; Chordata; Actinopteri; Perciformes; Bovichtidae
Gene: nptxrb
Product: neuronal pentraxin receptor b
Exons: 5
Coding region: 266-2080 (604 amino acids)
Source: RefSeq, a predicted model, not a curated record
UUGUUCACCCUGCUUUGAUUCGCGCAUGCCCACACCCUCGCUCCUCCCCUCCCCACGGUCCCCAUGGUAACGCGCGGAGGAGAGCAGCUUAGCAACACGGAGCGGAGCAGACAGUGCGAGGACAGAGGCAGCAGCAUCUUGUGUCAGUGAUGAGCAGUCGCUCUGGGACAUGAUGCAGGUUGAUCGGUGAUUCUUCUUCACGGAGAAAAGACUUGUUUUCCAGUUGAGUGUUUGUCUCGUCAUCUUGUCAUCGAUCUCCAGAAGAAUGAAGUUCGUGGUGGUGCUUGUGGGAGCGGGCUCGCUAGCCUUCCUCGGCGCGGUCAUCUGCAUCAUCGCGAGUGUUUACCCCCGGAAACACGCCUCGCCUCUCGGCGACAACAACACCCUGUCGGAGCCUCUGCUGGAGCCCCUGGAGCCCGGCUCGGUGGCUCACGCCGGGCCGCUGGGCGCGCUGCACGGCGCCAAUUCCUACGAUGGAGAGAACGGGCUCGGCGGCAUCGGCCUGGAGGUUCCCACUCUGAACGAGCUCCACCUCGGGGAGGAGACCGGAGGUGGGACCGCGAAACAGUUCAGCUUCAGCCGGCUGAUCUGCACACCUGUACCGGUGGGAGAGUGCAAGAGCAAAGACCUGAGGCAGCAGCAGGCGGACCAGCCGCUGUACGGCGCCGGGGACGAAGACUGGACCUAUCUCCGCACCACCGCGGACGAUCUCCGUCAGAUGGUGCUGCAGCAGAACGACCAGAUCCUCAUGGACCAGAGGACCAUCCGGGAACUCACGGGGAAGCUGAGCGAGUGUGAGAGCGGCCUGGAGGACGAGAGGAACGUCCCGGAGCGGAGCAUCGGGGUCUGGAGCGGCAACCGCCGAGUCAUGGCCGGGGACGAUGUGAGCUCCUCGGCAGCGGCGCAGCUGCAGACUGCGCGGGCUGUGGAGGAGCUGGCCCGGGCCAUCAUGGACCUGAAGGACCGCAUCGAGAAACUCGAGGCGGAGAUAGGCCCGGCUGCCUUGAACAUCACGGACACAUCCGUGGGUACAAGCGGCAGCAGUGGCAGCAGCAGCGGCAGCAGCAGCAGUGGCAGCAGCAGUGGCAGCAGCAGCGGCCCGCCUGGUAACUCCCCAAAGGCAUCCGAGCCGCCCACCGGCAGUGCUUCCUCUCCGCCUGCAGCGGCUCCUCCCCCAGGGGGUCGUCGUCCGGCCUCCCCUUCUUCCCCUGCCGCCAAGCCACCUUCCAAGGUCUCCUCCGGGCGUGGGAAGGGCACCUGGAGCGUGGGGGACCUGGAGGGCGAGCUUGAGAGGAAGAUAAAGCUGCUGGAGAAAGAGCGAUCGACCAUGAUGAAGGAGACGAAGGACCAACACGAGAAGAUCAACCAGGGCAUCGACACUGUCCACCAACGCGUCACCGAGCUGGAGCACACGCUCACAGAGCCGUCCUUCCCUGAUGGCUUCGUCCUCUCCUUCCCCAUGAGGACCAACUAUAUGUACGGCCUGGUGAGGAAAGAGAUCACAGAGAUGUACGCCUUCACUGCCUGUGUGUGGCUGAAGGCCAAAGAGGGAGGCAUCGGCACCCCCUUCUCAUACUCAGUGCCAGGGCAGCCCAACGAGUUGGUGUUGCUGCAGGGAGUCCACAACCCGGUGGAGCUGCUCAUCAAUGACAAGGUGGCGCAGCUGCCUCUGUCCCUCCCGCAGGAUGAGUGGCAGCACAUCUGUGUGAGCUGGACCCUGAGGGACGGGGUGUGGAAGGCCUACCAGGGGGGGAAGAUGAAGGGCAGGGGAGAGGGGUUGGCUGCAUGGCAUCCCAUCAAACCAGGAGGCGUCCUCAUACUGGGACAGGAGCAGGAUACAUUGGGGGGGCAUUUCGACGCCUCCCAGGCUCUCGUCGGGGAGCUCUCCCAGUUCAACCUGUGGGACCGGGUGUUGAAGCCGGCGGAGGUCGCCGCCCUGGCCGACUGCAGCUCCUCGGCGCUGGGUAACAUCGCCCCCUGGACCGACCUCGACGUGGAUGUGUACGGCGGCGCCACCAAGGAGUCCCUGGACCCGUGCCACGUAGCCCAGAGAUCCAACCCCUCCAGCCCCAAACAGUGAGGGCGGCUGAUAGGUGGAUGCAGAAGAUGCAUCUCAGUGGGGUUUACAGUUUAUUUGUUGGGGAUGGGAAUCCUGCUGGUGGACUGUGCGACGGAGCGACGUAUGUGUUUUGUUUUUAGUGUUGGUGUCCACGCUCGUGUGUUUAGUUCUGCAGUGACAUACAGGAAGUCACAGAAUCACCUGAGUGAAAGAUGCAUGGCUGGAUCAACUCCUGGCAUGAACAGGACUCCUGGAAGCUUUGAUUAUUGGCUCUGGUUAAAUGUCCCGCCCUCUGUUUUAGGUCAACCUGUUGGGGCCAGUUAACCGUGAUGGUAAUUCAGAGCGCUCUGCUGGGUUUGAACAAACCUUUAUUGAUGCCAUAUCUUUCUUAAUUUUACAACAAAGUCAACGUAUACUCAUCCUACGGUUCGUAUCUUACGUAAAGUUAUUCCUCGUUUUUCGUGCCUUCUCCUACACGCAUACAGUCUUUUCAAAAUAAAGUUCUGUCUUCACAGGAAACUACUUGGUUAGGUUUAGUUUGGGUUAAAAUAACGACUGAAGAACGGACGUUACGUGACAAAUAAGUCAACAUUUGGGUUUUAAUAAGCUAAAGUGCCGUUACUUAUCCACCAAAGUUACGUGACAGAUAAAUCUGUUUUCACGCGGGACACGAUCAGCGGUCUCCGGGGUGAACGCUCUUUGACCCGCACGCCACACACAACACAUACACAUUGAUUUUGCGGGAUAAACACGAACUACAGUGCGUUACUUUAUGUAGGUUUAGCUCCGUGUGUGAGAACAGGCAGUGAUGCAAUCGUGGUUUUACUAAUGAGUUUCAUUAACUAUGUGAUCCUGUAAUGUCUGUGUACUGUUAAGUUUUCUACCUUCAUACCAUGAUCUGGUAAACCAGUGCUCUUAUAUUAAAUGUAUAUUGUGUAAUGUAUCUGCUAACGUUGCUCUGUGCCAGUCUGCUGUCGCCUCACACACUCACACACACACACAGUUCACAGCUUCAGCGCUGCGUCUUUAAGCACACAGGGAGUUUCUGUCGCGCUGUAACGUUUUGAAGCUUCAUCACAACGUUGACACUUUUGAAUUCUGCCUUUUUUAAAUUCAUUGUGUUCAAAGCUUUUAUUUCUGCACAUGUUCAGAUAAAGACACACUGAUAUUAUUAGUAUUAAGUUAGCGUCGGAUUGUUUCAGACUGAGGAUCCAAACGUUUCCAAUAACUCCAGCGCGUCAACAUUUAUUGAAAAAAGAUAGAUUUCCAAAGUUCACAACAUGUUUUUAUCAAACCAAAUGUUCUGCUUCCAUCUAUGUUUGUUGUCGUUUUGCCUCAAAAACAACUUUUUAUUUGGGGUCAAAACACACAAAGAAGAACUUUAUUACUAUAAAUUACAUUUAUACAAACAAAACAUUUAACUGACAAGUUUUUUAAAUAUUCAUUCUGUCACAUUUAUAAAUGUUUCACUGUCUAUCCAAAGGAAUGAAAUAAAAGUGAAAAAUAAAAGAAGGUUUAUUUAAUUAAAAUCAGAUUUUUCACUUUAUUCAAGUGACGGAUUUCUUUAUUUUAAAUGACGACAGACAUUCGAUGCUUCAUUAAAAACCUCUCGUGCAGCCCGGCUUGUUUCUUUGAAUGUAAACCAGAUGACUGUAAGUGUGUUUGCAUCAGCAAAGUCACUGAACAAACAAACUCCAAAUGUGUAAAUGACAGAGUUGAUGUCCCUCAGUUUGAAACACACAGUCUGAAACACACAGUCUGAAACACACAGUCUGAAACACACAGUCUGAAACACACGGUCUGAAACACACAGUCUGAAACAGACACAGUCUGAAACACACAGUCUGAAACACACGG